Syzygium oleosum is the source of this 1202-nucleotide messenger RNA. Its product is annotated as probable glutathione S-transferase. The record is from RefSeq and is a predicted model, not a curated record. Gene Ontology annotation, biological process: glutathione metabolic process. Bases 326 to 985 code for a protein of 219 amino acids. NCBI's taxonomy places the organism in Eukaryota, Viridiplantae, Streptophyta, Magnoliopsida, Myrtales, Myrtaceae. The transcript is spliced from 2 exons. Gene Ontology annotation, molecular function: glutathione transferase activity. Gene Ontology annotation, cellular component: cytoplasm.
AUAUCAUAUCUCUUGAUCCUCCAUCAACCUUUCAAGAAGGAGAUAGAACACUCUAGAUGAGGAAAAGGCAAUGGGAUCAAGGCAUCUGCUUCUCUCUGGAAAAUCCUGGAGCUUCUUGGCUUAAAGGCACUUUGAAAAAAAUGCAGUAACUAGUCUAAACCGACUUAUAUGAAACCAUCUAUAAAUAUACUCAAUCCAAUUCAGGCGUCUCCCUCAAAUCCGUUGCCUGUGACAAGGCCAGAGAGCUCGUAUAAGAAGCAACGUCUGCAUCAUAUUUAGCUGCGUUACUUUGCAGUUACCAUCAACUUCUCUGUUGAAGAAAUAAAUGGCUGAAGAGGUGGUUCUUUUGGAUUUCUGGCCCAGCCCUUUUGGGAUGAGGGUGAGAAUUGCCCUGGCGGAGAAAGGGAUCGCCUAUGAGUACAAGGAGGAGGAUCUGAGGAACAAGAGCCCUUUGCUCCUGGAGAUGAACCCCGUCCACAAGAAAAUCCCGGUCCUCAUCCACAACGGGAAGCCGGUCUGCGAGUCUCUCAUCGAGGUUCAGUACAUCGACGAGGUGUGGCACGACAAGUCGCCGUUGAUGCCGUCCGAUCCUUACGAGAGAGCUCAAGCCCGGUUCUGGGCCGACUUCGUCGACAAGAAGAUAUAUGACCUUGGACGAAAGAUAUGGUCCACAAAGGGAGAGGAGCAAGAGGCAGCGAAGAAGGAGUUCGUGGAGAGCCUCAAGCUUUUGGAAGGAGAGCUUGGGGACAAGCCCUUCUUCGGAGGGGAGGUCUUUGGGUUCGUGGACGUGGCUCUCGUCCCGUACUACAGCUGGUUCCAUGCGUACGAGACCUGCGGGGAUUUCAGCAUCGAGGCCGAGUGCCCCAAGCUCGUGGCGUGGGCCAAGAGGUGCAUGCUCCGGGAGAGCGUGUCCAGGUCGCUUCCCGACCCUCAGAAGGUUCACGGGUUCGUGCUAGAGCUCAAGAAGAGGUUUGGGGUCGAGUGAAAGCUGAAGUUCUCAGGUUGGAUUAGAUGUGGGUGUCGUUUUCAUCUCCUGCUUGCUGUAAGGAAUGAUACGAAUAAAGCUUGUGAUUAGGAAGCUAAUAACACGUUCUUGGCCUAAUGAUGUAUGAUUAUAGAGUUGCGGAACACAGCUCCACACCAUCUGUAAUUCUUCUAAUAGAGUUUAAGUAUCACAUCGACAAAUAAUAUGAUUUUUCUUA